UCUUAGUCUAAGUAUAUGAGACUAUCCCUUCGACGAAAAUAAAACCUCGUUCACAUGCUGCUGGAGCCCGGCCAGUAAAAUGCUGCGCAAACGAGUGUGAAGUCGACUAGCAGCCUCUUCAGAUGACUUUCAUUCCCUCAAGCGCUUCCAUAGCGCUCUUGGGUCGCUCGCUCGGUGACUCCAACGGGAAUCAGAGUAACAAGUCCAUUCUCCAACACCUUUACUUCAUUAUUGCCGUCGUUAUAGCGCUCUUUUUCGUAUCACUCAGGAUAUACAUUCUGCGAAGGAGAAACCGACCUGUCGCGGAAUUCUUCACUAUCGGGUCAUCAAGUUCUUACUACAACUCUCAGGCUCCUGGAGACAAUGCAUUCAGUUCUUCAUACCAACCCUCUUAUCCGAUGCCUCUUGCCCCUCCGCCAUCGGUUUAUCGUCCUAAUCGCAGAGUGAAUGCUGCAGAUACUGAUGCUGCCGGGCGCAGAUUUGGAGGGCCUGAUGAUCCAGAUUGGGAUGGGAAAGAUAUGCUUCCUGCCUACAAUAAUAUCGAUCGCCCUCCCAAAUACGACUUCGGUGGAGUGCCCGCUCAAGGAUAUUCUCCACCUGCUGGGAAUUACCCAGGCGACGACUCAGUUGUGGCAGGCACUGAAGCUCUCCCUCAUGUAGAUCAAUCCUUGACUUCUAUGACAAGGACCAGUCACUCUGACGGGGUUGAUUCCGCUCCGUCUGCACCGCACCACGAAUAUCCCCAGGCACCUAGCCAAGGUUAUGAUUUGUAAUCGUUACAUUGCUUUGGGCACCUCACGGACUUGUCAUAGACUCUCGUAUUCCUCACCUUACGUACGAUCCCGCAGGUUUUUCGGGUUGUAAUGUAUCACUGAUUCUGUUCUGAACAAUUAUC
Suillus paluster is the source of this 895-nucleotide messenger RNA. RefSeq lists its product as uncharacterized. Bases 123 to 773 code for a protein of 216 amino acids. The record is from RefSeq and is a predicted model, not a curated record. The transcript has 3 exons. NCBI's taxonomy places the organism in Eukaryota, Fungi, Basidiomycota, Agaricomycetes, Boletales, Suillaceae.